AUGCAUUUUUCAUAUUUAACGUAUAUUAAAGUCAUUAUAUGUUAUUUAUACACCGAUUGAAAAUCCGUAUGUGUUGUAAUUAAAAUCUGUAUUCUAAUAAAAAAAUUUACCUUUUGCAACUUGAUUGUGGAAGCGUUCGUAACAAAAAUAUUAUUUUAGAUAAUUUUAUAUCUAAUCAUCCACAAUUUAUCACAAUGAUUAGAAAAUUUUUACGUGUUUAUCUACAAGGAAAAUCGAUAAUAACUGCGAACAUAUUCGAGCUGUGAUAGUUCUCCAUACUGUGAUAGUUCUCCAUUAGACGUCAACCAAGGCACAAGAACAAUGCAAAGGCAAAAUCUUUUCGCCGUUACCAUAAUUUUGGUAGUCAUACUCUCUACAUUACAUUCAAGCAAGGCAUUGAAAUGUUAUGGUUCGUUGCUAGAUGGAUCAUAUGUAUCGAUAUUGUGUGACGUCUCUAUGGAUAGAUGUGUUAAAUUUACAAAUAAGAUAAUUACCGAUUUACGUACAUGCGCUAUUAAAGAUUUCUGUACAUCUGAAGAGCCAAUCUUCAAGUUCAGCAGUUGUCAUGAAUGCCAUGAUGAUCUAUGCAAUGCUUCCGCCAAAAAUAUGGUGUCAAUUAUCACAAUAAUAACUUCAGGAUUACUUGCUCUGUUCUGGUCAAUUCCAUAAUUUUUAUAAAUUUUCUUUAUGAUUUAAUCUUGAAUUUAAUUUAAUGCAGCUUGUUACAUCACAAUCUUCUUAAUGAGCUGUUAAUGUAAUAUUCAAAUAAUAUUAUUAAAAUAUUUAAUUCUGUUUAAUUAGCAAAUAUGUUUUAAUUCUAAAUUAUUUUAAUCCAUAUUAAUUAUUACACUGAAUGUUAAGCAAAAAAUAUUAAAGGAAUUUUAUUAAAUAUAUUACGUAAUGUAACUUGGUCUGAUUUGAAAAGAACGGCACAAAAAAAUAAGUUUGUUUUUGGCAAUAACUUCCGACAAAACCUUCGCCGACCGUAAAGAUCUUAAUUAAAUUAAUUUUGCCGUGCCAAUAGUUCCGAUUUGAUUUAUUCUUGCAAACCUGUUUUUUUUUUGUGCAAAUAUAUAUAACACGUUAGAAUAUAAGUUUAUUUUAAAACAUCUUAUUUGUGAAAUGAUAAAUUAUCUGUAUAAAAAAUUGUUUCGAAAAUACUACUAGUAUAUAAAAUGAGAUAUAUCUGUUUAAGA
Molecule: messenger RNA, 1196 nt
Organism: Monomorium pharaonis (pharaoh ant)
Lineage: Eukaryota; Metazoa; Arthropoda; Insecta; Hymenoptera; Formicidae
Exons: 3
Coding region: 322-669 (115 amino acids)
Source: RefSeq, a predicted model, not a curated record